This is a messenger RNA of Fusarium musae, 1863 nucleotides long. RefSeq lists its product as uncharacterized. Gene Ontology annotation, molecular function: tRNA binding; ATP binding; lysine-tRNA ligase activity. Lineage: Eukaryota; Fungi; Ascomycota; Sordariomycetes; Hypocreales; Nectriaceae. Gene Ontology annotation, cellular component: mitochondrion; cytoplasm. The coding region runs from base 1 to 1863 and encodes 620 amino acids. The record is from RefSeq and is a predicted model, not a curated record. Gene Ontology annotation, biological process: mitochondrial lysyl-tRNA aminoacylation. The transcript has 2 exons.
AUGCCUGCACAAUGCUUGCGACGGGCCAGUCGGCCUUUGAUGCAGUCGAUCUCCCAAACCACAAGUACUCGUUGUUCACAUGCGCUCGGCUGUGCCAAUUACUCAAGGACAUUACGGGGCUCACAAAGCGUUGCAUCUGGAAGGUCCCUAGCUACUUCGGCUGCUAGAAACCAAGAUGGCCUGGACGGAUACUCGUCUUUCAAGCAACAGCGCCGAAUUGAGCUCUGGGCGGAGAAAGAGAGCGAGGAUCCUCUAUUCCAAGAGACACACCCUCGCCUCAUCCACCAUGCAGAGCGCAAGACGGUACCCGAUUUUCAUGAAGCUUUUCGAGAUGUCCUUGAUGAUUCCAAGUAUGUCAGCGUUUGUGGCCGAGUUCGAUCCAAGCGCGUCGUCGGAAAGAAUCUUGUCUUUCUCGACAUCGUGAAUGAAUUUGAGCGUCUACAGGUUAUGCUCAACCGGUCAAAGUGCAUGGUAGAAGAGGAGGCAAGGGGUUUGAACCUGGCAGCUGUCGUUGGUGUUCCGGUUCGUACUAAAGCCGGCGAACUCACCUUGGAGGCCAAGACUUUGCCUGAACUUCUGUCUCCUACCAUGGAGCAGAUUCCAGAGAAACUCACCGAUCCCAAGACCAGAAUGCAAGAACGUCAUGUUGAUAUGUUGGUGAACCGACAAGCAAUUGAUGUCCUCCGACUGCGCGCCGAGAUCACCAAGCACAUGCGUGAUUACUUUCACUCAAGAAAAUUCCUCGAGUUCCAGACACCGAUUCUUGCUGAAAACGCUGGCGGUGCGGUGGCCCGCCCCUUUGUCACGAGAGCCACGGAGUUCAAGGAUAGAGAUCUCGCCUUACGCAUCGCCCCAGAAUUAUGGCUCAAGCGCCUCGUUAUUGGAGGCGUUGACAAGGUCUUUGAGAUUGGACCUUCGUUCCGUAACGAGGGUGUUGACGCGACACACAACCCUGAGUUUACUAUGUGCGAGUUCUACAGCGCCUACAGUAACCUGGAGGACUUGAUCAACCAGACCGAAGAGAUACUCUGCAGUCUUGCCCAACACUCCCAGGACCUCAUCUCUACCCAACUCACAUCUCUGCCUUCCAUCGAUAUGAAACAGUUCGUGCGACCUUUCAAAAGGGUCGAAUUCGUUCCCGCACUUCAAGAAGCCCUUGGGCUUCGUCUGCCCAAGCUCUCAUCUCCAGAUGCUCUACCCGAACUCCUGGCUAUCCUAAAGAUUGCUGGUAUCAAGGUGCCAGGUGAUGUGCCUGCCUCGCUGGCCAAGCUGCUGGAUCGUCUGGCUGCCGUUUACCUGGAACCCAUGUCAUUCAUCGAGCCUAUCCUAAUCAUGAACCAUCCCGCCUGCAUGUCACCUCUUGCGAAGAGCUUCCUUUGCCCACGGACUUAUCAGUUAGUAUCCGCCCGUGCAGAACUCUUCAUUGGUGGUCGUGAGUUGGCAAACAUGUACGAAGAGGAAAACGACCCCGAAGAGCAGAAGCGUAAGCUACUCGACCACCGAAACCUCGUCAACAAGGACGACGGUAGCAUUGCCAUUGAACAUAAUGAGAUGCCUGAAGGCGAAGCAGCUGUCGAAGAAGCUCUGGAUGAGCCUUUUGAGGACGAGGACGGCGACGCUGCUCCCCUCGAUCAAAGCUAUAUUAAGGCUCUCGACUAUGGCCUACCUCCUACUGGCGGCUGGGGAUGUGGUGUUGAGCGUAUGGUUAUGCUGUUUUCUGGUGCCAACCGCAUCAGUGACUGUCUAAGCUUUGGUACCAUAAGAAAUGUUGUUGGGCUUUCAUCAGCAGAGGAAAGCAAGACAAGUUCCGAGGAAGAUAAGGGGCUCGAGCAAGACAAGCAGUCGGGUUCCAAAAGCUCAUAA